AUGACCGUCCCGCCGCUGCUAUUGCCAAGCACACUGCUCCCACGGCUCCUCCUCCUGCUCUCGCCGGACCUUGGCGUCGAGAUACCUUCGUUGUUGCUUCUUGCGCAUAAUGAUACGUGGCUCGUGCCUCGCAUAAUCGGGCUCCGAGAUGUAGUACCUGUCCUCGUCGUCGUCUUUUCUGGCUCGCUUUCUACCCAUAUUGCGGAGCCGGGCAGUUCGGAAGACUGGGACUCCACCAAAUACGACUCCACCGAAUACGACUCCACCGAAUACGACUCCAAUGAACCUGUCCACGACUUGGAGAAGGGCUACUUCGAAGAGUACGAGCUGGCUUUAAACGACCCGGACGAAAGCUCCGAUCCGAAAAAGGGCGAUAAGUUCGGACAACCGCACGAGGCCGAUGACUUCGAGGCCGAUUACUCCGAUCCGGAAGAGGGCGACGAGGACGACAGAAGCAGUCCGAUGGGCUUCGGCAUGACCGACUAUGGUCCGGAGAUGUACAACGUCACCGAGUUGUUCGACCGUGAGGGGUACUUCAAGAGGCUGAAUCUCGACCGACUCAAAGAUCUGGCACAGACAACGCAAGACUCAUACAAGCAAGACGGCGCAAUCGACAAGUCCUUGGUUGGAAACCUACUCGAAGCCUACACGGACCACCACUUACAGGAGGGGUACGCUGAGGAGGAUUCUGGAGAAUGA
Zymoseptoria tritici IPO323 is the source of this 699-nucleotide messenger RNA. RefSeq lists its product as uncharacterized. The transcript is spliced from 2 exons. The record is from RefSeq and is a predicted model, not a curated record. Lineage: Eukaryota; Fungi; Ascomycota; Dothideomycetes; Mycosphaerellales; Mycosphaerellaceae. The coding region runs from base 1 to 699 and encodes 232 amino acids.